This is a messenger RNA of Siniperca chuatsi (mandarin fish), 6215 nucleotides long. Its product is annotated as immunoglobulin superfamily DCC subclass member 3. The record is from RefSeq and is a predicted model, not a curated record. Gene Ontology annotation, cellular component: axon; plasma membrane. The transcript has 14 exons. NCBI's taxonomy places the organism in Eukaryota, Metazoa, Chordata, Actinopteri, Centrarchiformes, Sinipercidae. Gene Ontology annotation, molecular function: protein binding. Gene Ontology annotation, biological process: axon guidance; cell-cell adhesion. The coding region runs from base 305 to 2374 and encodes 689 amino acids.
UCAUUGACAACAAUGAGGCUGAAUAACUCAUGAGCUCUGUCCAAGCUGAGUUGUCUUUCUUGCACGAUUCUCAGAGUAGCUUUGAACAUGACCAGCAGCCUUCUGUGGGCCAAACCCUUGGGACCAGGGAAGCUUUAAUAAAACAACACAAAUUUUAGCUUUAUCACCAAAGAAGAUACAUAGUAGGAGGAUACAGAAUAAGACGCCUUUCCAUUUGGAUUAUUUUUUUAAAUGUAUUUGAUUUUUGAGGGUUCUGAGGGUAAGAAGCUUUGACGUCAAGGAGGUUGGAGUGAAAAAAAACAAAAUGAAACCAAGAAUCUUUCUCACCUGCCUGGCAGCUUUCUACUGUUUGAGUGGUUGUCUGGCCUCAGAGCUGUCUUUCCUGCUGGAGCCCAGUGAUGUUAUUGCGGUGAGGGAACGCCCCCUCAUGCUGGACUGUCGGGUUCAGGGUGAGGAACCGAUCGUGGUUACGUGGCGUAAAAACGGUGUGCCUUUACCUACCAGCCCGCGGGUUCGGGUGCUGGUGAAUGGCACUCUGUUCAUCCAGAACUUCCAGAAACGCAGAGAGGGGAAUGAUGCGGACAUGGGCGAGUACGACUGUGCUGCUCAAAAUCGCUAUGGCAUGCUGGUCAGCCGCAAGGCCAAAGUCCAUUUGGCAUCUCUUCCUAAGUUCCACACCCACCCAGUGUCCAUGUCUGUGGAUGAGGGAGGCGUUGCUCGCUUCCAGUGUCAGAUCAACGGAGUGCCUGAGGCCAACAUCACCUGGGAGAGAGACAGAGUAACACUCAACACCACUGACGAUAGAUACACUCUCCUGCCAAUGGGUAUUCUCCAGGUGACAGGCGUGAGACAGGCGGAUGCUGGGGUUUUCCGCUGUGUCGCCACCAACACUGCCAAUACUCGCUACAGCCAUGAGGCCAUGCUCAACAUCACUGGAGGGGCUCCCAGAACCUACAAGGAGCCAGUCAUCCUGUCAGGACCCCAGAAUCUGACCAUCACUGUCCAUAAGACGGCCAUCUUGGAGUGCAUUGCCACAGGAAACCCAAGGCCCAUUGUUUCCUGGAGUAGGCUAGACGGACGCUCCAUUGGGGUGGAGGGUAUCCAGGUUCUGGGGACGGGGAACUUGAUGAUCUCAGAUGUUUCCCUCCAGCACUCCGGUGUGUAUGUGUGUGCUGCCAAUCGGCCCGGCACCAGAUUGAGACGUACUGCACUCGGACGACUCGUGGUACAAGCUCCUCCUGAGUUUCUACAGUGGCCACAGUCUGUGUCCAAACCAGCAGGGGGCAGUGCUGUGUUCACCUGUGUGGCCCAGGGUGUACCUGAGCCUCACCUCAUCUGGCUGAAGAACGGCAAGGUCCUGAUGCCCGGACAUAACGUCAAGCUAACCAAUAAUAACAGCACUUUGGCUCUGACCCGUAUCAGCUCAGAGGAUGAAGCCAUCUACCAGUGCAUUGCCGAAAACAGCGCUGGCACCAACCAGGCCAGUGCCCGCCUGGCCGUGGCCCAGACUAAAGACCUGCCCCUGGCCCCCCAGAGCCUCACAGCCAGCGUACUCUCCUCCAACACACUACAGAUCACAUGGAGCCAACCGCCCUCCAACGUCACUGACAGCAUCAUUGGAUAUGUUCUGCACAUCCGCAAGAUAGGAGAGCCCGACAGUUUGGAGCUGCAGGAAGCCAUCAGUAAAGGUAUCUUUCAGCAUGAUGUGACCAACCUGGAACCAGCCACCACCUACUCCCUCUACCUGAAGGCCUACUCUCCACUGGGAGCCAGCCAGCAGUCCCACACUGUGGUGGCUACAACACUAGGGGGUGUGCCGACCCCUCCCACGUUCUUCACCAAGGUGGUGAACUCCAGCACUGUGCAGGUCCUCUGGGAGCUCCCCAGUAAGGCCGGCAAGGCUGAGGGCUUCAAGCUGUCCUACCGCAGGGUUCCCCACGCUGUCUUCCAGGGACCAAUCCAGCUGCCCUGUCACAUCAAUGCCCACACCAUCUCUAAGCUGGAUCCGGGUGCAGUGUAUGAAGUCAAAUUGGUGGCCUACAAUGGAAACGGGGAGAGUGACUGCUCCAAGAGACUGGUGUCACUGGCAGAGGAAGGCAUGAGUGACCAAAGCACUGGAGGGAACAGUCUUUGUCAGUGCAAGGAUGGAGAGGCCUCUCUGGGCAGCAUUGUCAUUGGCAUCCAUAUUGGCACCGCCUGCAUAAUCUUCUGUGUUCUCUUCCUUAUGUUUGGAUAUCGUCGCAGUCUGUUUUGCAGUAAAGGGACUCAGGACAACUGGUCUGUACCGAGGGACAACACAGGACACAAUGGCAUCCCUAAAGAUGGAGCAAACCGCCACACAGUGGAGUCAGUGCCUCAGCAACCAUUUCCUUGACCAGUUCCUGUACCAGUGUACCGUGUCAGCUGCCAGCAAGGCCAGUCCAGAGAGUGCUCACCAGGAUGACUACCAUGGAGAGCAUAACUGUGGCAGAGCCUGAAUUCCACUGCCACAAGUCUAAGCCUUACUGUACCAGAGAUCGACAGGAGCCUUAACAACCUCCUGUUCCAGCCAGGUCACGUUUUGUUUCCAUCAUGUCCAGUUUUGGUGGAAAUCUUCAACUUUUCUGAUCUGACAUCAGAAGAUAUCAAGAAGGCCAUGUAGUGUUUCCUCCUUGAUUAUUGUUGCUCCAUUAUGUGGUUAUCCAUGGCUUUUCAAAUACACACAAGUGUCCAUUUCCAAAGACAUAUUUGUGCAGAGGAUGUAGCUCAUGGACCUCAAUUCAAUUUUUUCUAUGAAUUUCAUCAAAGACAGGAUGCUUGUUUGAUCUGCACAGACCUGAUGGCAUACUGAAUAUAAGCCAAAAAAUGACUGAGGCCAUGCUGCCAAGUUAACUUUCCAGAUGCCAAAUUGGUCACCCUGGGACCUCAACGACACUGAGUUGGCGGCAGACGUUUUAAGGUGAUACUUGUCUGAAUGCACGGACAAGGCUGAUGUUUCACCGUGUCAGCCUAUCCAAAAAGUUCUUCUAUGAAAACCAAGCUGAAUGAUACCCAAAGAUGUAAACAUUUUGAUGGUUUUCUUUGAUUUCCUUUAAAAAAUAAUUUUAAGAGACUGCAUUUACUUACAGUUUUGGAUUGUUCCAGUUUGAAAGGGGUCGCCUGUGUGUAAAGUGCUUUAACUGAACCCAAGCCAAAAAAAUGUUACUCAUGAUUUCAUUACCAUUUUUUAAAUAUCUUUCAUGUCCUUUAGUUUGGAAGUCAUUACAGGUGUACCCCUUCAACAUGGAACUCUUUAUUUUGAUUAUUCUAAUAUUUUACUUUUAAAGAGUGACCAAAUGAAGAUGCCAGAUAUUUUGAAAGAUUUUUUAUGUCGAUACCAUAAAGAAUACUUGCUUCCUCUUGUAAAGUAGUUGAAUUUGUGCCAAAUAUUUAGUGAUCUUAAAGAAAUAUGUAACCAAAUAACUCUACAUUUUUAACAUUCAUAGUAUUUACCAUUACAUUUCCUCAAAACCAAAGCACAGAAACAUGCUUGUGAGUGAGAUACAUGUGUGUGUGAAUGGCUAACAAUACAUGAACCUUGAAGGUAGAAGCUUUGAGAAGGAACCACAAAUUUAGACACAAAACGUUGGUUUUGACCCAAGUUGUUUUACAUAGCUCCCUAAUUCCAUCUUUUAGUGCACAAAAAGGAGAAAUUUAUAUUUAUUUAUUUUUUGAUUUCACAACAGUUGGUUACAGUUUGUUUUUUUGCAUGUAACCAAUCAAAUAAUUUCAUUUUAGGCUGUAUUUGUAAUGUCACUGUUUUAUCUGACAACUCACAGCCAGAAAACAGGCAUGACACAACACAAAAUGAGCCUUAGACUUUGAUCACCAAGCCACAUUAGCUUACUAGCUAAUGUCUCCUUUUCUAAAAUUAAAGACACAUAUCAUAUGUUGCUCCUUGGUGUGCUGAACAACCAACCAAACAAAGUCCACCAGGGAAAAGUGUACUGCUAACAUCAGUUUGCAGGCUAGAUAGUUGUAGCUGUAGCACAUUAAACAGCUUGAAAACGUACCUGCAAAUGUCAACAACAGUUAGUUUAUAUACUAAAUGAUGUGAUCCUUAGUAUUCACCACUACUAACAAAACACUGCCAGUCCAAUACUUUUAAACUACAGUUUGCAAUCUAAGAAUGUUGGUGAGUCCUGGCUUGGCUGUCAAUCAAACACUUACACCAGCCCGCACACUCAGAGGCUAAAUGAGCAUUUCUUAUGUUCCUCCAAAUACCUUACCUAAUACCUAAUACCUGAAUACUUUUUUUCAGUGAUAAAAAUAAUAACAAUAAAUGUAAAUCACUUGACUGAUGUGACUGAUUGUGAUUUCAAAUGGACUUUAAAAAGGUGUCCCAACUGAAAACAUGAAAAAAUGCUUUGAACCAGGGUUUCAACCAUGGCUCUGCCUCUUAUUACAUAACUGAAGAAACUCACUCACUCAAAACUGUGUGUUGCCUCAAGCUUUUAUGGCCCUCAAGGUUUACCGAAACCUUUAUGAGUGUUAAAGGCUUACUCAAAGCAGAACAGUAUAAAGAUAAGGGUUUUCCCCUUCAUCUCCUUUCUUACACAACUGAAAGCUGUUAAACCAAUGUGAUACCAAAAAGUGUAUGGGAAAUCUAAAAAGUCAAUGUGUUUUUGUGGUAUGAAGUGGUUAAACUAGUUUUUUUUUAAUGGAAAGCAUUUGUUGCUUCUGUUUGGUUGGAUUCAUUUCUCUGCCUCUUUUCAAUUGAGUAUUUUGUUCUGCCAAAACAAAUGUUUGCUUUUUAAAAAAAAGUUUAUUAUUGUUAUUAUUAUUAUUAUUAUUAUUAUUAUUAGAUCUGAUAACAUUAAUUAUGAUAAUUUCAAAUGUUUUCUUUUUUGACAUGUGUAAUGGAUGUAAUGGAUGAUAUGAAAAUGAUUGUUAGGAUUACUUUGUGAUGGUCUUUGAGCAAAUGAUGAGUUUUCCAGAGACAGUAACUAUAAGACCAGAACGAUUUUGAAGCCAGAUUGGCCCUGAAGACUAGAAGAAAAAGAACUACAAAAAAUACAAUUAAAAAAUAUAGGAAAGUAGAAGCUGGCUGCUAGUACCAAUGAGAAACAACGCUUUAAUGAUUAUAAGUGUUUCUCUGUUUUCUGAGCUUCCCACUGAUUUAUUGUAGCCAACUGAAAACCUAAAGCUUUAACCUGUUGUAACUGAGGUCCUGUCCUUGGUCUUUGGCCAAAAUGAAAAAGUUUGGAGGUAAAGGACUGACUGUAGAUAAGCUGCAGCUGGAAACGGAGACCAAGUUGUGACUUGAAAGGUUUUCAAAGUACAUUUAAUUUUACACAUUAAUGUACUACAUUCUCACAAAAAAUGUUUUAAUUUGUUAAAUGUUUCAGUUCACACAAAUGACAAAAAAAACAACUCAUAGGUUGGAUUUUAUUUACCAAGGUUUGUUUGUUACCAAUCCAGUACACUAGAAGUGAAUGGAAUUUAUGUAGCUUAAAAUGAGACUAUGUAACUUUUGAAAGAAGAAAUAACAUUUUUUUCACAUUAAUUCAUAAGGAACGCACCUUUGCUUAAUUCAUUACACAUUUACUGCUACAGUCUUACUUGGCCUGGUAUGACCAGUAGUUUAUGGUGGCUAUUGCUAAAACUAUCAUAUAGAUAUUGCUGUGUUACUGACAUUACUUAGUUCGCUGACUAAUCUCGUGCUUCUGUUACACUAUGUUGGAGCAUUUUAUCCCAUAAUUACCACUUGUGGCUACAGUGGCCACUGUUCAGCAAAAGUUACAUAUGCUUACUUUUUAAAGCAUUGAAAAAUAUAUUUGAAAAACUCAACAGAAGUUGUACUUUCUAUUUUGGUUGUACUACCUGAAUGGCUAGAUACCACAAGGGAUAAGUGGGAAAUGUGUUUUUUGUGAUUUGUUUGAACUGACCCUUUAAUGUUAUUUAUUUAGCCUGAUGGCUCCUGUUGUAAGUCCUUAAGUUGUGAAGGUAAUUACAAGACAACACCAGCACUUUGCCACAGAAACUGUGGCGCUCAUAUGAUAAAAUACUAAUCAAUUGCAUAUUUAUUGUCAGUUAGUAUUCUGAUAAUACUCAGUAAGCUCCUUCUCAUAAGCUACAGUGCAUCUGGAAAGUAUUCACAGCGCUUCACUUUUUCCACAUCUUGUUAUGCUACAGCCUUAUUCCAAAACAGAUUAAAUUCAUUAUUUUCCUCAAAAUUCUACAAACAAUACCCCAUA